This is a messenger RNA of Colletes gigas, 1149 nucleotides long. RefSeq lists its product as uncharacterized. The coding region runs from base 104 to 1147 and encodes 347 amino acids. The record is from RefSeq and is a predicted model, not a curated record. The transcript has 3 exons. NCBI's taxonomy places the organism in Eukaryota, Metazoa, Arthropoda, Insecta, Hymenoptera, Colletidae.
ACGUCUCUAACAAAUGUGUUUAUUACAUACAUAAAUAUCAUAGUGUAUAGUAAGUGAUUCACAAGGGAACGAUCGAAGGACUGAUAACAAACACGUUGUUAAAAUGUUUCGUGAUGGUCAAUAUCUGGAAGUAAUAAAGGCUUCAGAUAAUUGUUUAGCUACGGCUGUAGUUACCGUUCAAGAGAAGAUUAUGAGAAUUAGAAAGAAAAAGGUUUUCACCAAUAAGUGGCUUGAUCUCGAGGAUUGGGCUGCGCUGUAUGCAAUUUUGGAGAAAGCGAUUUUACGUAACGUUCGAAAGGAAGGAUUGUCUCCAGAUUCGGAAAAAUUGAAGGGGAGAAAAUCCACCCGACAGCUAGAAGUCACAUAUACGUUCGAACCAUCAGAAAACGUAAAAGAUGUUGCAUCAUUGCCUACGAUCAGAGUAAAUGUAUCUCCCGCGAAAAAAAAAUUGGGUAAGACAAAAUCGUCGGAAUCAACGUCAGAGAAAAAUGUUCAGAAUCGAACGUCAGAAAAAUCUCAACGCGAUGCUACCGAUUCCACACACCAAACAAACAGACACGAUACUUUACCAAAGAAAUUCGAAACGAAUAAUUUUAUCGCUAAGGUAUCCUCCGAUACGAAAAAAGAUAGAACCAAAAGGUAUUUACAGCUGGAAAGCUCAGGGGAUACUACGUUGGAGGAGUAUGUACCGGAUACGCCAGUUACAAAAAAAUUAUGCACACAUUUGAAAUAUAUACCGAGUAGAAAGAGUAUGUUGGAACAGAUCCAAGUAUCUUCGAACGAGUACUCCCCAUCCAUAUCGGACGAUAAAAGCGUAACGGAAGUUGUUCGAUAUAUUCCGAAUUCCGUGGAUUCGUCGAAAGUGUCUUACGAAACGUACGAACCUAGUUCGACGACCAUUGUAAAUCUUCCCGAGAUAUACGUUCCCAAUUCGAAGGGAAUCAAAGCUUCCAUUGAGGAAUAUCAACCGGACUUUACUAGUAAAUCGAUGAAAUUUGAUGACAGUUACGUGCCGUCAAGCGUCCAAUUAAUUAAUAAAGACUCGAUAAAAUCAUCGGUAAAGCUUAAGAAAGUCCAAUCGAAGAAGUACUCGUCGCGGCAAAAAGAGACAUCGAGCAAGAGAAAUAUUUGCUUACCUGAAAUGUAAUU